Molecule: messenger RNA, 2966 nt
Organism: Megalobrama amblycephala (Wuchang bream)
Lineage: Eukaryota; Metazoa; Chordata; Actinopteri; Cypriniformes; Xenocyprididae
Gene: intu
Product: inturned planar cell polarity protein
Exons: 8
Coding region: 1067-2410 (447 amino acids)
Biological process (GO): vesicle-mediated transport; cilium assembly; nervous system development
Cellular component (GO): cilium; cytoplasm
Source: RefSeq, a predicted model, not a curated record
GUAAUUAAUAACAGAAUUUUCAUUUUUGGGUUAACUAACCCUUUAAUAGCUAUGUUUUCAUCCAAAGUUGCGUAAUUUAACUUGCGCACAAUAUUGGAAUAUUGCAUAAAACAUUUGCGAAUAAAGACGCACUGCUUACGUCACUUUUUGGGAAAUAAACCAUCCGCUGGCUCACUUUACCAUUUUGGAUUCCUGUCUCUUUUACAAGGUGAGUCUUGAACCUCCUGAAGCCGCAUGUUAUCAUGUUUGUGUCUCUCAGUGUCACAUCUAGAAAGUGUUACACUGCUGCUGUCAGUAAGUAAUUGAAAUUUAAUCGUGCUUGUAAAAGAGUCUCGUUCAGGUUUAAUAUUUGAAAUGAGUCUGACAGAAUGGUGUCAUGUUAUCUUGAGAUUAGAUGCUGGUGUUUGGGAAUGCAAUCUUUAAAGAUGCUUCUGGGAGGUCAUUAUACCCAAACGUUUUGAUGAAAAACUUUGGCUCAGGCAUUUCAGAAUGGCCAAACCAACAUAUGAGACACCGUGAUGCGAUUAGUCCACUGGUUAGUCCAGUUAUCCAAUCACAUCCACUGCUGAGGCAAAGUCACGUGAGUUUGUUGUUGAACAUCGAGAGAUUUAUUCUGUACAUUUGUUUAGUUUCUGUGCAUGUCUUCUUGUUGGCUAAAAAAAAGAUCAGUUUUUCAUGCAAAUUUUUGGAAUUUAUGUGCAUCUUGGUGUGUCCAUCCAGCAUUUUUUAUGGUACAGUAUAUCCCAAAAUUUGCAUAAAAAUAGGUAGAUGGAAAUAUAGCUGAUGCAUGAGCUAUAACUAAAUGUCUCAAAUAAUGUUUCACAUACAUUAGUUUAAAGGAAUAUUUCACCCAAACAUGACAAUUCUGUCAUCAUUUACUCACUCUCAUGUUGAUCCAAAUCUAUAUGUUGUUAUGUUUUUCGGUGAACAUCCUCAUGCAGCUGGUACAGUUGUGGGCACAUUAAUAAAGGACACAUCGCCUCAGGUUUUCAUCAUGUUUUGACUGUUUCUCCAGGUUGAAGUGGACACUAUCCUCUCAGACUUUGAGUCGUCAGACUUUGGUGACAUGUCUGAAGAUUUUUACGGCAUGAGGCGUCUGUACGUCAUUUUGGGCUCCUGUCUGUUUUACAAGGGAUAUCUCAUAGCGAACCACCUGCCUAAAGAAGACCUUCUGGACGUGUGUUUGUACUGUCAGCAUUACUGUCUGCUGCCGCUGGCGUCCGAGCAGCGUGUGGGGCAACUAGUGGUGUGGAGGGAGGUGUUUCCGCAGCGGAGAGCCCAGCUCAACCCCGGAUACUCCCAGCCACUCGGACGACACUUCCUGCUCAUUGUGGGACUGAGGCACUUUAUGCAGUGUGUGUUGCUGGAGGCCGGUGGCUGUGCGUCACCUGCUCUGGGAUCUCCUGGUCCCGACUGCGUCUAUGUGGACCAGGUCAAAGCCACACUGCUUCAGCUGGAGAGUCUGGAUGCUGCCAUUGAGGAGCGUCUCUCUGCUCCGCCCACCCCCUGUCUCUCCUGCGCUGAUUGGUUCCUUCCUGCCGGUGGGCGGGACCGACAGGAUGGCAUCAACAGCUCACCGAUUCUCAACCGGCUGACAGCAGCCAUCAAACCCCCAUCACCGGGCAUGAUCGGGCGAAGUCUGUUUGGGGAGGUGGGAUCGGGGUCAUCAAAUCUUAGAGGACGAAGACCGAGUCCUCAGAGGAGUCUGUCUGAUAGCGGCAGCGAGGGUCACACGGACGCGUCCUUUACUUCAGGUCUGAGUCCUCAUGCCACACCGGACGCAGUGCGGCGGACGCCCUCUAGUGGCACUCGCAGAGACUCUCUCGGCUCAGGAGGGUCAGACGGCAGCUUGGGCAGUGCAGGAUUUUUUAAGAUUCCCAGGUUAAAACACCCUAACCCAUUCUACCUGGGCUCAUUGAAGAAGAGUCUGACUGACAGAGAAACUGAGGAGAUGCACAAUGUUCUCAAAUUGACAGCGGGUGCUGAGAACACGCUGUUCCAUUACGUGCUGAUGGAGACGGUGCAGGGCAUCUUCAUCGCUCCCACACACAGAGAAGUCAAUCAUCUGAGCGGCUCCAUCCACCCACAGCUCAUCCACAACUUCUACCACUGCUGUCUGUCCAUACGGCAGGCCUUCCAGCAGAGCCUCCCCACACGGGAUCGGAGAGGGACGGAGCGGCCGCAGAGCACUCGAGGUUUGGGUCCAGUGAAAGAACAUGGAGUUCUGUUCCAGUGCAAACCUGAAAACUGGACCGAUCAGAAGAAACCAGCUCCCACCAUGACCUACUGGGUUAUUGGGCGAAUGCUUCUGGAACCCGUCCCUCAAGAGUUUUACGUGUGCUUCCAUGACUCCGUGGCAGAGGUUCCUGUGGAAAUGGCCUUCCGGCUGUCUUUCGGCUUGGCCGUGUAGUCCAGGGGCAGAGAGAUGCCUGCAAGUCAUCAUCCGUAACGCGACACCCUGUCAUACAGCAUGAGAAGCUUUUUUGAGAGGUAUGUGUGGAAAUGAGCCUUCCACUAGAGAUAGAAAACACUGCUACUGUCAGAAAGUGCUACUGGUUCAUGCUUUAGAUUAAAUUAUGAUCCUUGUGGUGUUCAUAUGUCAUUGUGGACUUAAACAAUGAAAAUUAAACACAAUCAGAACUAGUCAGCAAUGUCUGUAUGGUGAAAAAGGACAACUUUAAUACCUCAAACUAUGCUAAAUUUCACAAGCUACAGGCUCACGAACACUCGCACCAGAAAAAAGAUUUUUUUCACUUGACUUUUCCUUGCUGGAUCAAGUGGAAUGAUGUUUUCUUGGCAGCAGCUAUGCAGCGUUUAUGACCACAGCCUUACCUGAACUUUGUGAUAUGAAAUGUUUUUGUAUUUUAUUUAAGGUAUGGAACUUCAUGUUCUCCUUUAAGUUGAAACUUUGUAAUACAUUGUUCAUCCAACAAAAGUGCAUUAUCAAAUAAAUGAAAGCAGAUUUA